Messenger RNA from Maniola jurtina (meadow brown), 3228 nucleotides. RefSeq lists its product as uncharacterized. Gene Ontology annotation, molecular function: aspartic-type endopeptidase activity. Gene Ontology annotation, biological process: proteolysis. The record is from RefSeq and is a predicted model, not a curated record. NCBI's taxonomy places the organism in Eukaryota, Metazoa, Arthropoda, Insecta, Lepidoptera, Nymphalidae. The transcript has a single exon. The coding region runs from base 1 to 3228 and encodes 1075 amino acids.
AUGACUACGACACCGGACCAAGUUAUAAGCAUUCUGGAAGAUACGGCGCAACUAUUCCAAAAGGCUAAGAUCAACCUUAAGAAAUGCCCUAAGGAACGCCUCACAAAGGGGUACCUGGAAUCCAGAAUUAAAUCUAUAAACGAAUAUUGGCAAACAUUCAAGCAAGCUCACCAAGAUUUAAUAAGGUGCACUACAAGGGAGCAGAGAGGCAAUUUGCCAUAUUUCGUAAAUGAGGAAUUCUAUGUACAAGAAGACGUGUACCUCUACUUACAAGGAUAUCUAAAGGAUUUGUUGGAGUUAAAAACCAGUUCCAGUAAUCGAAGCCCAAGUGUCAACGAUACGAGUACAUCGAGUCAUGUAUUAGCGCGGUUGCCGAAAAUACAGUUGCCGACGUUCGAUGGAAAGUAUGAAGAAUGGCCAACGUUUCAAGACUUGUUCGUUUCAUUAGUGCAUACGGACGCUGCGUUAACCAACGUGCAAAAGCUACAUUAUUUAAAAACAAGUAUCACAGGUGAGGCAGCAGCUUUAUUAAAAUUUAUUGAAAUUACAGAUGACAACUACUCCCUCGCCUGGGAUAUAUUAAAAAAUAGAUAUGGUAGUAGACGGCUAAUAGUUAAUUCCCUGUUAAAACGACUUUUUUCGAUUCGCAAAAGUAAUAAUAAUAUACAGUCCGCUCAACAUAUAAAAACACUUUUAGACACCACUAGCGAAAUUAUAAAUAGUUUGCGUAAUCAGAGAAUAGAUACGGACUCCUGGGAUCCUAUUUUAAUAUUUCUCACAGUGCAGAAACUGGACCAAGAGUCCCACAAGCAAUGGGAAGAUUUUGCACACAAGGACAACGUUGACGAACUACCGGCGUGGGCAGAUUUAUCAAAGUUCCUCGACAAUAAAUUCAGAACUUUAGAGUUAGUGACCUCUUCUACAAGUAAAGAGAAGACUACUAAGGAAAAAGUGUUCCACGUGACCAACCAAACGAAGAUGUGUAUCCGAUGUAAGGGUGACCAUACACUAGGCCACUGUCAGGAGUUUUUAAAAUUGUCUCCAGUGGAAAGAGGCCUUUAUGUGAAAGAAAACAACAUCUGUUUCAACUGCCUCUCUUCGGGACAUAUUUCUUCCAGGUGCAGGGUUCCGCAUACUUGUAAAAUUUGCCGUAAACGACAUUCUACGCUUCUCCAUCGAAAAAGAACCACAGACACUUCGGAUAACCAAGAAACUAUACAACCGACAGUAUCUACCGAACAUAAAGGAGAGAUAGUACAAGUUAACGCAAGAAUCGAACCCACUACUGAGGUACCUACAAGUGAAACCCUAUUGGCAACGUCUUUAGUGAAAAUAAGGGAUGACUAUGGGCACACUACUGUAGUAAGAGCUCUCGUGGACACAGGAUCACAAGCAAGCUUCGUAAGUGAAAGGGCAGUACAAGCUUUACGAUUGAAGAGGAAAAGCAUUAAAGGCACGAUCACAGGUAUUGGAUCAACAAGGACGACUGUAAAGCAAGCAACAGAGUUAUACGUCUUACCAAGACACGAAGAAGCAUUCAAGAUCAAGACGUAUAUCAUGCCAACGCGACUCACCUCAAAAUUACCAACCACAACCAUCUCUAACAACACCUGGACGCACUUAGAAGGUCUCGUUCUGGCAGAUCCAAGUUUCAACCAACCAGGACGAGUAGACAUGUUGCUCGGUGUAGAUGUAUGUGCCCAAAUUAUGAAAGGAGAAAUUAUCAAGGGUCCCCCAGGAACUCCAAGCGCGCAGAAUACCAGCCUGGGUUGGAUCUUAUUCGGCACUAUACAAAAGACCCAAGGAGAUGAGAUUAUAAGCAUGCAUCUGAAUCUGGAAUUGGACAAUAUGCUAAAGAAUAUGUGGGAGCUAGACACAAAUGAAAUACGAAAACAUACACAAGAAGAAAGAAAUAAGAAAGAAGAAAUAUACAAAACUACAACCACCAGAACAGAUGAAGAACGAUACACUGUAGAACUACCAAGAAAAAUAAAACAGCUACAAUGUGCCGAAAGAAAAACAAGAGAUAUUGCGCUAAAAGGGUUAUAUCAGUUAGAAAGAAGAUUUGAGAAGAAUACAAGUUUAAAAAAUGAAUACGUUAAAGUCAUGGAAGAACAUAAAGAGAUGAAUCACAAGGAAGAAGUACCAAAAGAAAAAAUCAACAAUCCAGCAGUCGGUCUACUACAUCAUGCCGUGGUCAAAGCUAAGGUGAAUAAUCUGGAAAAGGUUGCCAAGACUGCAAUGAAUACAGAUUCAAAAGAAGAAUUGCGAAAGGAAGGCUUUGUGCUGCAGAAGUUGUGCUCUAACGAUGCUGAAUUCCUGAAACAAUUUGAACUAAAACAAAGGAGUUCCAAAGUAAACCUAGAUAUAGUAAUCAAUGAUACUAUACGAGCACUUGGAUUACAAUGGAACAAAGGAACUGACAAGUUACAAUACAAUCUCAACUUACCUGCCGUAGCUGAGCCAAAAAGAACUAUCCUCGCUGAUAUACACCGUCUGUUUGACCCGCUCGGCUGGUUAGCGCCUUCCAUUUUACUUGCAAGGUUAUUAAUUCAGAAACUAUGGUUACAAGGAUUAACGUGGGAUGAAGAAGUAAACGACGUGAUUUCUGAAGAAUGGCUCGAUCUAAGAAACAGUUUCCAACAUUUAUCUGGAAUAGAGAUUAAUCGAUGGCUUCAAACAACUGAAAAACUGAUGAAGAAUGUUACAGUUCACGGAUUUUGCGAUGCCUCCAAUAAAGGUUAUGGUGCCGUCGCUUAUAUGCGAGUAAAAACUUCUGAAGGAGAAGUGAAGACUACAAUCAUCGCAGCCAAAACACGUGUGGCCUCGGUUAAGUCUAAAUCCUUACCUCGUCUUGAACUCAACGGCGCAGUGCUGCUUGCUGGUCUUCUAAAACAAAUACAGGAAUCUAUGAGAAUACCCGCCAGCCAGAUGUAUGCGUGGACGGAUUCUACUAUAGUUUUGUCCUGGCUAUUUGGAGAUCCUGCAAGAUGGAAUACUUACGUGCGAAAUCGCGUAGUUGAGAUCCUAGAUGACAUCGGCAAUCACAAUUGGUAUCAUGUCCAAUCGCAAGACAAUCCUGCUGAUAUCGCCUCGAGAGGAAUAUCCUUGGUAGAUCUGAAAGAAAACAAAAUGUGGUGGAAAGGUCCUGAAUGGUUAAGUAAUGAUGAGAUCGAAUACUGCAGACCGAAGAACAUAAGUACAAAUCUGGAAAGAAAGAAAUUUUAG